This is a messenger RNA of Schistocerca cancellata (South American locust), 2669 nucleotides long. RefSeq lists its product as uncharacterized. The transcript has 2 exons. Lineage: Eukaryota; Metazoa; Arthropoda; Insecta; Orthoptera; Acrididae. The record is from RefSeq and is a predicted model, not a curated record. Bases 1611 to 2021 code for a protein of 136 amino acids.
ACUGAGCAGCCAUCACAUGAUAUUUUGUAGCAAAAUGUUGACUUAAAAGUGAGUGAAUGGUGGUAAGCGACAAAACUGAUUGAUCAUAUAAAGGUCCAAGUUUUGCACAAAAAAAUAAAGAUUUAGGUUAAUAGAUAAUAGAAAGAGUUACUAUUCCUCUGGGUACUUAAUGUCACUUGCCUGGAAAUGAACAAACUCUGCCUCUAUUUAUUGUACCUCAAACUCUGCCUCUAUUUAUUGUAUCUCAGGCUCAGUCUCUAUUUAUUGUAUCUCAAACUCAGUGCCAAGCACAUGCAUUUAAGUAAUUCAUGACUGUGAAAAAGCAAAAGGGUGUUAUGACUGCUGACGAGAGGGCAUGGAAUGUUGAAACUGAAGGUUUUUUUGCUCCUGACAAAUCAACAGUGGUUUUUUUUAAUACUACAAUAGCAGAAUUUCAUGGAAGCAUAAAGACACUAUUUUGAAAAAUGUGCAGAGUUAAAAGCAUAAGGGCAACAUAAUAAAGCUGUGCAGUAUUCUAAUCAAGUUGACAGCCUUCAACUAGCAGAAACCUUGAAGAUGCCAAAAAGAAAAGUGACAGUGGAUAUCUGGCCCAAAGGACUGUGGAAACAUUUCUGAAGGCCAACAUCCAAUUCCAUAAACUGGAAAAUGAAGAUUUUUGGCAGUAGAUGAACAAUUUCCAUGAAGGUGCUGGCAGUGCCCCAUGUGUAAAAACAACGAGAGAGACUAUUGCACCUUCAGAAUGACAAAAAAAAUGUUGUAAUGGAGCAGCUAACAAGAAAAGAUAUUGUUAUAUUAUCUGACAAGACAACUGAGAGAAGAAGCCAUUGUAUUUUUGCUGUGUUGUUGAGAAAUAUGGAAGUGUGGAAUGAACAGAAACUUCUAGUUGUAAUCAUACAAGUUCUCGGGACAGUAACAUCAACGCAAUGUGUUCAUGCAGUUUUGAAGCCUCUUCAAAAUAUAAUAUACAGUAUGAUAAUGUGAAAGCAGUUGUGAUUGACAGUACAAGAUUUGUGGAGAAAUGUACUGACUCUUUGAAAGCAAUCAUAAGUUAUCAUUUAAACCAGGUUUAGCCCAGGGCACAUAAACUGAAUCUGAUUGUGAACAUUUCUUGAAGGAACAUAGUAAGUUGAAUACUAUGACAUGCAAUUUGAAGGCUGAAUGCUUGAUUACUAUGAAGAACAAACAUUUGUAAUUCCAGUUUAUGAAGGAAAAGGAUAGAGAUGCUAAGGUUUUGCUCUUCCAGUUUUAACACACUGGAACUCAUUUCUGUCCACUGCCACUAAUGUGGCAGAAUAUUUUGUAGAAAUUAUUGAAUUCUUCUGUUGUGAUAACAUGGAGGAUCUGUCUAAUGCAGGCACUGUGUAUGUCAAUUCUCUGUUUGAUGACAGAGUGGACUGGAUUCUUGUGGAGGCUACAUUUAUUGAAGAACAUGCCAGUAACUAAUUAAUAUGAUUGUCUUCUUAGAGACUUUGAGAUAUCCCACUUCACACAAAUUUUGAAUAAAAGCUGAAAUAGCUUGAAGAAUAUUUCAGUGUAAUGGGCAAAGGAAUUUUUGCUUAUGAAACAAUAUUUUAAAGAAGACAAAGAGGCAAGUGUUUCAUUCAGAAGUUAUGGAGGAACUGAAGCACACUGGGUUGCAUCUUCAGACAAUGUUUUCAACUCUCAUGGCCACAUAUCUAAACAAAUCACUUUUCAAAGCCUUAGAUUCAUGUUUUAACCUAAGGACAAUAAGCUUGAAUCCCAUUAGUGUAGACAGGGUAAGGAUCUUACAAUCUCUGACAGGAGUGUCAGGUCUCAGUAGUGUGGAUACUCUGAAGGGGUACAAAUCUGUUCAGAAUUUUACAAAAAAUCAAAUACCCACACAGUCACAAAAUUACGACAGAGAAAAACAUCUGGAGGCAACAAGAAUUGAUAAGCAGCAGUUAGUAGUUGUGUCACUGAAAGCUAUUGAGAUCCCAUAUUUCAAUGCAGACAGUGAUAGACUGUUUCCUAACUAUGGAGAAGUGUUGACAGAUUUAUGACACAGUCUCUUGGAAGAUAACCUAGAAAUCAUGAUAAUGCAAUUAUUUGAAAAACUGUCAGUAGUGUUUGGCUGAAAACCCACUUGCCUUAAAGUGUUAUUUUUUUAAAUUAUCAAGUAUAACAUAAAUGUUUUCACUUUUUUCUUCUCAAGUCAAUGUAACGUGAAUAUGUGUAAUGUGUUUGUUGUAAUAAAUAUAAUGUAAAUGCUACAUAUAAUUUCAUUUUCAACAUAAUGGAUGGAAAUAUAUGACUAGAAAGAGAAAAAGCUGCAAUAAAUGACAGCAAAAAAAACACUUAAAUCUGCAACAAAUAAUGCAAAAACUAGCCAUAAAAUAGAUCAGUUUUUCCUGUUCCUAACUGUUGACUAUUAUUGCUGGAUCAUAAGAUGACCUAGAUACAACACUCAUUAAUUCAUUAGUAAAUUUCAGUCUUUUUGUGCACCUGUUGUGUGUUACUGUUCUGAUAAUAAAAUAUAUAAUGAUGAUAAUGUGUAGCUUGAUGGGUCAUAUCUUUAACAAGAAAUAAAAUGCAGCUAAAUUACUGAAAACUGUUAUGAUUUCAAUGUUUAGCAGUUUUUGGAUGAAGAAAAUCCAUGAAAGAAAGGCAGAGUAUUGCCCAUUUAUUUACAGAAAGUGCUCUUUUCAAUU